Messenger RNA from Rhinolophus ferrumequinum (greater horseshoe bat), 2073 nucleotides. RefSeq names its product CD300a molecule (gene CD300A). Bases 391 to 1314 code for a protein of 307 amino acids. The record is from RefSeq and is a predicted model, not a curated record. Gene Ontology annotation, cellular component: plasma membrane. The transcript is spliced from 8 exons. Gene Ontology annotation, molecular function: transmembrane signaling receptor activity. NCBI's taxonomy places the organism in Eukaryota, Metazoa, Chordata, Mammalia, Chiroptera, Rhinolophidae.
UGUCUUCAGAAAGUUCCAGAAAGUAAACCAGCAAGUCUCCUUGGUUCCCUUGCACUCGCUUCUGCGGAAGGUGCUCCUGUGGCCUAAAGAGCUUGCUGAGUACCUGCUCUGGGCCCACCCCUGCGCUGGGUCCAGUAGGGGCCACACAAGAAGACCACAGCCUGAGGACCUUUGGGCCAAGUUCAGGACACAUUUCCAAGACUAGUUCCCUGACCACCAGCCCACAAGCUCUAGGAACAGAACCAAAAGGAAGUUGAACAAGGAAGCAGCAGGCAGAAAGAAAAGCAGAAGUGGGAGCCUUGGAGACUUGGCCCUCCCCUUUGAGGAAGAUUGAAGCUUCUGGUCCAGCUGGGACCUGAUGCUGCUGCAGGCGACCUCUGUGCUGGAGAGAUGAUGACCCAGCAGGACCGAGCACGGUGGCUGCCUUCAGCUCUGGCUCUGCUGCUUCUCUGGGUCCCAGGUUCUUUGUCUCUGAGUGGCCCCAGCACCGUGACGGGCACUGUGGGGGGAUCCCUGAGCGUGCAGUGUCGGUACCAGGAGGAAUACAGAAAAUAUAUCAAAUACUGGUGCGACUACCCGUGCUUGCCACUGAUGAAGAAGAUUGUGGAGACGACAAGGUCAGAGAGAGAAGUGAGGAGCGGUCGUGUGUCCAUCAGGGACCAUCCAGCAAACCUCACCUUCACAGUGACCUUGGACAGCCUCACAAAGGAUGAUGAAGGCACGUACAUGUGUGGGAUCGAUAUACCAUUGGCUCAGGACCCCCUGUUCCAGGUUACGGUGUCUGUGUUCCCAGCAACAACGUCAGCAUCACCUGCAAGUGUCACUAGAGCCACAACCUCCACAGUCACAGAUCAAAUCCCAACUGUGUGCACAGUUUGGCCUGCCGUGAAUGCCACCCACAGCGCGAACAGCCAGGAGCAUGUCCUGCCGAGCCGGGGCUGGGGGCUCCAUGUACUGUUCUCCUUGUUAGCAGUUCUGCUGCUGCUUUUGGGGGGAACCUCACUGCUGGCCUGGAGAAUGGUUCGGAGACGGAGCAAAGCUCGUGAGAAUCUGGAGCCCCUGCAGGACCCCGGCCAGGCUGCCCAGCAGACUGAGCCUUGCUAUGCCGAUCUGGAACUGUUGCCAUGGCCCGUACUGGAAGAGCCCGUGAAACCGAGGCCGAUGGAGGUGGAAUACAGCACCGUGGGGCCCUGCAAGGACAAUCUUCACUACAGCUCGGUGGUAUUCAACCACCAGAGUCAGGAUUCUAAGGACAAGGCUCCCUCCCGGAAGCCCCUGCUGGAGGAAACAGAGUACAGAGUGAUUAGGGCAUAAUCCUGCGUCUCUGGCCUCACCACCUGGCGGUCUCUGUGGACCACAGAAGCCCGCGGCCGGCUCCCUCACCCUCACUCGCGUGCCCCUCAGCCUGCUCCCCUCAUUGGUGACCCACAAGGCAGCUGGGCUCCUGUGGGCUGUCCCUCUUGCACCGUCAGCCAUGUGGCUUCACGGAGGACAAGUGGGGACCUGUGGGAAACACUGCCAUCCUGCUGACUCUUGUCACACCUUUUCUCUUUUUCUCUACUUCAUACCAGCUCUGUGUUAGAGGACGGGGGCCCAGUCCAAUGGGAUUCCAGGCAUUGACGUGGCUCACAUAGGAUGUUACCUCUGAAUAGCUUUGUAAAUCCAGCCCCAGGAAAGUGUCUGGGUUUGCUGGGGAAGGGGACAACUGGCAAAGAGCCAGGAGAAUGCAAAGGCACCAACAUGGGGUCCCCUCGUCUCACAGACAAGGAAACUGAGGCCAGAGAGAGGCAAGGCUUGUCUGUGGCUCCGGAACCAGCAGUGGGCAGGGUCCUCGGUUCCUCUGGACUCUUACAUGAGGUUUAUUUUUUAUUUUUUUUUCAAUUGUAAAAAUGUGUUUAUUCACAAUCCUUGAGAAGUUACCAUUCCUUCAAAAAUUUCUCUAUGAACAAAAUUCCAAAAAAAAUUAUAAUAGUAGCUUAUGCCAAACCAAAAAUAUACAUCCGAUGUAUACAAACUGUAAAAAGCAUACGAGGUUUAUUUUUAAUAUGAGAGACCAAUAAAGUUUAAAAUAGC